Messenger RNA from Rhinichthys klamathensis goyatoka, 585 nucleotides. RefSeq names its product eukaryotic translation initiation factor 1A X-linked b (gene eif1axb). Bases 143 to 577 code for a protein of 144 amino acids. The record is from RefSeq and is a predicted model, not a curated record. The transcript is spliced from 7 exons. Gene Ontology annotation, cellular component: cytoplasm. Gene Ontology annotation, biological process: translational initiation. Lineage: Eukaryota; Metazoa; Chordata; Actinopteri; Cypriniformes; Leuciscidae. Gene Ontology annotation, molecular function: translation initiation factor activity; RNA binding.
AUGCGUCAUUCUCAGCUUUUCUCGCUAGCGGCGCUGAACAGCUCACUAUAGCAUGUUUGAGAAGUAAAAUAUUUGACAUAUGGUUAUAAUUCCCUGACGUUUCGAAACAUUAUACGAGAGUCGUCGACGUGAUUGAAAGAAUAUGCCGAAAAACAAAGGUAAAGGAGGAAAAAAUCGGCGGCGUGGUAAGAAUGAGAAUGAAUCUGAGAAAAGGGAGCUGGUGUUUAAAGAGGAUGGACAAGAAUAUGCUCAGGUCAUCAAGAUGUUGGGAAAUGGGAGAUUGGAGGCCAUGUGUUUUGAUGGAGUCAAACGGCUUUGUCACAUUCGAGGAAAGCUCCGGAAAAAGGUGUGGAUUAACACGUCAGACAUUAUACUCAUUGGAUUAAGAGACUACCAGGAUAACAAAGCAGAUGUAAUUUUGAAGUAUAAUGCUGAUGAAGCUCGGAGUCUGAAAGCCUAUGGAGAGCUUCCAGAACACGCCAAAAUCAACGAGACUGAUACCUUCGGGCCGGGUGAUGAUGAUGAGAUUCAGUUUGAUGAUAUUGGUGAUGAUGACGAGGACAUUGAUGAUAUCUAAGAGGAAGG